AUGGAGUGUCCAAAUCAAACAGCACCAAGUAUAUUUAUCCUCUUAGGAUUUCCAUAUCCACAGGAGCUCAAGAUCCCCUUGCUUUUCUUCUUCUCAAUCAUGUUUAUCCUGACUCUUUCUGGAAAUUCUCUGAUCAUCCUGGUGGUGAUCUCUGACCUUCAGUUGCACAAGCCCAUGUACUGGUUCCUGUGUCAUCUCUCCAUCCUGGAUAUGGCCUUCUCAGCUGUGGUGGUUCCCAAAGUUAUUGCAGGAUUCAUUCCUGGUGGAAAAGUAAUUUCUUUUGUAGGGUGUGUGACUCAACUAUUCUUUUUUCAUUUCCUUGGAUGUGCAGAAAGCCUCCUCUACACCUUGAUGGCUUAUGACCGCUUCUUGGCCAUUUGUAAACCACUCCAUUAUGGCAACAUCAUGAACUGGAAAGCCUGCCUCAGCCUGUCCUUGGGUACCAUAAUUGGAGGCUGCCUCCAAUCCACAUUUCAGACAUUUCUCACCUUCCACUUGCCUUAUGGACAGAAAAACAAUAUUGAUUAUGUCUUCUGUGACAUUCCUGCCAUGCUGAAACUGGCUUGUGUUGAUACAAAAUUUAAUGAGUUGGUGAGCUUCAUUGAUGUUGGCCUUGUAGCGAUGACCUGCUUUCUCCUUAUCUUAGCAUCCUAUGUUUACAUCAUCAUAGCUAUUUUGAGAAUUAGCAGUAGUGAAGGACAGCGCCGAGCUUUCUCAACUUGCACUGCCCAUAUUACUGUGGUGGUCAUAUACUACCUGCCUGUGGUGUACCAUUAUAUGAGGCCAUCUUCUCAGGACUCCAUGGAUGGUGUGGUGAGUGUGUUCUACACCACAGUAACCCCUUUGUUGAAUCCAGUGAUAUACACACUUAGGAACAAGGAGAUGAAAAAUGCUCUGGUGAAACUAUGGAGCAGGAAUCCAGAGUAA
Molecule: messenger RNA, 927 nt
Organism: Python bivittatus (Burmese python)
Lineage: Eukaryota; Metazoa; Chordata; Lepidosauria; Squamata; Pythonidae
Product: olfactory receptor 10G6-like
Biological process (GO): G protein-coupled receptor signaling pathway
Cellular component (GO): membrane
Molecular function (GO): G protein-coupled receptor activity; olfactory receptor activity
Source: RefSeq, a predicted model, not a curated record